This is a messenger RNA of Hemibagrus wyckioides, 3478 nucleotides long. RefSeq lists its product as uncharacterized. The transcript is spliced from 14 exons. The coding region runs from base 257 to 1972 and encodes 571 amino acids. NCBI's taxonomy places the organism in Eukaryota, Metazoa, Chordata, Actinopteri, Siluriformes, Bagridae. Gene Ontology annotation, molecular function: protein binding. The record is from RefSeq and is a predicted model, not a curated record.
CUAAAUCCUGAAGAGCAGCAUUCCAGAAAAACAGGAAUAGUGUUCAAUACACUCCUCCUCCUCCUCCUCCUCCUGCUCCUCCUCCUGCUGCUCGAUUGUCACGCAAACAGAAGCCUAAUCCACAGAAGUAAUAAACCUCUUCACCUGAGAGCUACUGAAACACGUGCUUCACUUCUACAGGCCUGACAGACUGCAGGUUCACCUCUAACACUGUUUUAAAAAGGGAAAGUAAAAACGACAAGCGAGAGUCAGAGACAUGGCCUCAGUUGAUGAAGAGAACGUUGUGAGCACAGUGAUGUCCAGAAACCAGCCUGGAAGAAACAGAGCCAGUUCACGCUCUUUGGAACAAACUGUGAACUUCAAAGGAUCUCCUGAAACAGGAAGCACCAAGAUGUCCAGAAAUGGAAGAAGCAGAGCCAGUUCACGCUCCAUGGAACAACCUGUGAACUUCACAGGAUCUCCUGAGACAGAAAGCACAGUGAUGUCCAGAAACCAGCCUGGAAGAAACAGAGCCAGUUCACGCUCUUUGGAACAAACUGUGAACUUCAAAGGAUCUCCUGAAACAGGAAGCACCAAGAUGUCCAGAAAUGGAAGAAGCAGAGCCAGUUCACGCUCCAUGGAACAACCUGUGAACUUCACAGGAUCUCCUGAGACAGAAAGUAAUCCCCUCAGCCCCCUGUCUCCGAGCGCAGAGUCUUACCUGAGUGACGGCUCUUCUGUCUUCAACUCUGAUUCUGAGGAAACCCCCAGCACCACGAUGCCCAAAAAUCAGCCUGAAGUAACAAGAGGAAGUACCAACAGAGUCAGCUCACGCUCCUUCGAAGCAGCCUUUAAAAGGAAAAACUCUAAAACGACGGCAGGCAUGCCGCUCUAUAGGUCCAGGUCUCUGAGGUCCGUGAUGUCUUCUGAGAGCGCUGGUUCUUUAAAUUCAGUGCGUGAAGAACUGGAUGAUGACCUCAGGACGUUCGACAGGCCGGUCUCUCCGAGCGCCCAGUCCCAACGAGCGCCCAGUGAACGCUCUUCUGCCUUUACAUCUAAUUUUGAGGAAUCUAGCAGGGACUCAGGGAUAGCUGGCUCGAGCGACUGCAUCCUCUUUUCCAUUAGGAGAGGAGAGGGCCUCAGUAAAGCGCCUCCUCUGGCCACGGGACCUGAUGAUGUGCCCUGUGACUUUUGCACAGGAAGUAAAAGCAAAGCCUUCAAGUCGUGCUUGAUUUGCCUUCGUUCCUUCUGCUCAAGGCACGUGAUGGAUCACUACAAAUACAAAGAGCUGGAAGAACACCAACUGGUGGAGGCGACCACAGAUAUAAACGUGUAUAAUGAGUUGACUGAGCUGAAGCAGGCCAUCAGGAAAUUGAGCGAGGAGAACCGGUCGCUGAAAGAGUUAUUAAAGUCCUUGGAAGAAAGCAGCGGACCGAAACUUCCUGCCUACAUCUGUAAAGGAAUAAUCCCCACAGCAGCCAACGUGGUUCUGGAUCCUGAGACGGCUCACCGAGCGCUCAUCAUCUCCUCCAAUGGCAAACGAGUGCGAAUGGGACAAAAAACUAAAGUCAAGCCCGGGCCUCAGAGGUUCGACAGGUGGGAGUGUGUGCUGGCUAAAGACGGCUUCAGCUCAGGACGACAUUACUGGCAGGUGGAGGUGAAUAAGGAGUUUACGAUCGGUGUGACAAAGAGUUCGGCACAGAGGAACAGUCGCUUCGCCUUCGCUCCCUUUCAGGGCUACUGGUGCAUCUUCCACUUCUGGCUCUCGUUCUCGGCCCUGGAGGAUCACGUGGUGCGACUUCCCUUGAACGCCGUGCCCCAGGUGUUAGGCGUGUGCGUGGAUGUGGACGAGAAGUGGGUGACGUUUUAUAACACAGAGACCCAAGAGCAAAUCUACACCUUCAAAAACAUGAAGCUGGCACCUGGAGACAAGGUCUACCCUGUCUUCCGCACGGUGGAGAGAACCAUGGACCUUCGGAUCUCUGCGUUCUGAACGCAGGUGGAAAGAUUCAUCCUGCUGUGAAUCACACACACUUUAAACACCAUCCUGAAAGAGCACUCACACCCUGGGUGCUUGUUGUUGUUGGCCACCUCCUCUCCUACCCCAUGGAGAUCUGCUUUAUGUAGGUGUUACUGAGAUGGAGCACUUUCACUUCCUUCUGAACUUCAGAAUCCUCACAUCUUAAAGGCUUUAAUAUUGUUUUUUUUCUAAGUAUUACACAUCUACUAUGAGGUGGUGGAGAUGAGAUUUUGUCCGUUCCUCAGAUUCUCCUCAGAAUGGUAUCUCCAGCAGCAGAUAAACUGAUUAGAUUUUGGAAUCAGGCUCAAGCUCACAGCAAGGGCAGAUGUUGGUGGUGGUGAGGGGCAACAGAUUCUACUUGUUCCUUAGUAAGAGAUGAUGUUCUGCUGGAGCACCCAUGUAAAAAUUAAAUAUCUUUAUAUUUAUAAGUUUGUUAUAGUCAGCUAGUUAACUUUUGUACAUUAGCUAGUUAAGUGAGUUAGCUAGUUUUGCAGAAUUAGUUAGCUACUUCUAUUUGGUUUUUGUUGACUGUCAUUUGUGCUGCGAUCAUGUUUUUUUAUGACUGAAAGUUCAGUGAAGGAGCUUCUGCUUCAGGAUGGGGCAGCUGAUUUUUUUCAGCUGGGAAAAUGGACGUUUGGUUUCUAUUUUUCUACUUUAGAUGUAGUUUUUUCUUUAAAUCUUUAAAUGUGUAAAACCCCUGGGAGCUGAGAUCUUCUGACUCUGGGCUUUGUGUGAUGUGUGAUGGGUCUACAGCGGGAGAAUCUGCAGGAAGGAUGACCCUCCCUCAGGAUUCAGCUCUGCAGUGGCUGUGUUUCCGGUCAGAGAGACAGGAGCGUGUUCUCCAGGGGUAAUAGAGUAAACGUUCGUCUCUGAGACACUCAUAUUAUUGUUAAAAAAAUCAGUGCAGGAUGUGAUGUGGUAGCUCACUGGUUAACGUGUUGGCCUACUAACUAGAAGGUUAUGAGUUCAAAUCCCAGGUCCACUGGCUGUCCACUGCUGGGCUCCUGAGUGAGGCCCUUAAUGCUCCUUUGUAUAAAAUGAAAUAAAUGUAAAUAUCCUAGGAUAAGGGUGUCUGGAAAACACUUAAAAUUGAAUUUGAACUGCUGAAGAACCUGUGAAUGGUUUUAGAAACACUGCCAAGAGCCUGAAUCAUUGUGUAAUUCCAGCUCGGGUUUCCUUUAACUCUGUUAAUAAAUGAAUUAAAGAGAGACGUAGGAUAUAUCUGCAGGGGUUACUCUGGACAUGGGUCAUCUUAGAGGUCCAUUUUCAGCAGCUCUGUAACUCCGAGCCUGUGGCUGUGUGAGUGUGUGAUACUUCAACAUGAGGAAACACAAUAAACACAACGACACACUGUUUAUUCACAAUGUCUUGGUUUUGUAAGAGGCCACGCCCCUUUAGGACAGUCAGCUCAGCUGUUUAUCACAUGUAAACUUUGUUGUAUGUUUAAUAUCAAUUUUACACAAAUAUUCUAGUGCCAGG